Penicillium diatomitis is the source of this 1500-nucleotide messenger RNA. Its product is annotated as putative COP9 subunit 3. Gene Ontology annotation, cellular component: COP9 signalosome. Gene Ontology annotation, biological process: ubiquitin-dependent protein catabolic process. NCBI's taxonomy places the organism in Eukaryota, Fungi, Ascomycota, Eurotiomycetes, Eurotiales, Aspergillaceae. The record is from RefSeq and is a predicted model, not a curated record. Bases 1 to 1500 code for a protein of 499 amino acids. The transcript has 5 exons.
AUGAGUGUCUUGGAGGGGCUCAGAGCUCAGUCUGCGCAGCUGCAUGAAGCUUUGCGUAAUACUGAUGCAGCUUACGAUCAACAGAUCCGUCAGCACGUGGCCUCUUUGAGAGAAGCUGUAUCUGCCAAGUAUCUAGGCGACUUGGCCCGAGACGAGUCCUUGUUGGAUCAUAUUGAUCCGACUGCAGAUUCCCUGCUGUAUCUUUAUAUACUUCGCGCCCAAAUUGAGAUCUUCCAGGAAGAAAGUCGUCAAUCUCUACCGGCCGUUUUGCUUCCAACAGGCUGGCUGUGGCCCAAAAUCGUAUCAUAUUUAAAAUCUUUCAAUCCAGUGCAAUCACGAUAUGUGGGUGAAGAAUGGCGUCAGGUAGUCGAACUCGUGGCACAGAUUGCACAGGCCUCUUCGCAGCCACUUUUGGCAGCACGUGUAAUUAGAGAUGCAAUGCUCCGACUCGACCCAUCGUGUACUGUCUUAACAUCGACGCACCUCGUUCUGGUCCGUCUAUGUUUGCGCGCAAGGGCAUAUUCCUGUGCGCUGCCAGUUUUGGACAAAUAUGUCUGCCACUUUCCUUCCUCACAGCCCGGGGCUGGUGCCGGCUUUGCCCCCUUUCUUUGCGCCUCGCAUGACUCAAGCUUGUCCUUCGUCACAGAGAAGUCCGGGCUCUCGGCCAAAUUGACCUACAAGGACCAUCUGCAAUACUACCUUUACGGUGGAAUGAUUUACAUGGCACUAAAGCAGUGGACGAAGGCAAUUCACUUUCUUCAGAUUGUUAUCUCGAUGCCAACAACUGGGUCUGUCAGCAUGAUCAUGGUGGAAGCGUACAAAAAGUGGAUCUUGGCGAAUUUAUUGGAGAAAGGCAAGUUACCGUCCACCACGAACUUGAUGGUCACGAGCCAUUCGCGGGUCUAUCAGUCACUGGCCAAGCCAUACGUGAGCUUAGCUCAAGCUUUUGAAAGUGGGGAUCUCAAGCGCAUAGAGGAAGAAAUUGAGGCCGCUCGGGACGUGUGGCGCGCUGACCAUAACCUGGGUCUUGUCUCUCAGGUGCACUGUGCCUACAUCAAACACAUGGUUGAACGCGUCAAAAAGACGUUUGCUGCCUUGACCGUUGACGAGCUUUUGCGUCAAUCACCUUCUAUGCAGGUCAGCAAUCAGGUAACCGAGUCCACUAUUGCCUCGUUGAUCAUGUCAGGAGCCGUGUCGGCGACAUUGGUUCAACCUUCGGAUCCCACCAAGUCAACAAUGGUGCGAUUUACAGAGAGCCGGUCCUCGAUUCGACUAGUGCACGAGAGAGAGGUACAGCUCAGCCUCGCUAGAGAGGGCCAAGCUCUACGGACACUCUCAAAAAGCUUGGGUGACCUCGACAGUCAAUUGGGGCUCAGCAAUGAAGUCAUCGAUAGCUUGAAGAGGAGUCAGGCUUGGACAGCUGUCGGCGAGCCUCGACCAGGGACUUCCGAAGAUGCUGGGGUGGAUAUGGACGAGGAUUUGAUGGGCGAGGACGCAUGA